AUGUUUCAUUAUCUGUCAGGUGCAAACAAAGUUUCAGCAUUAAAUCCAUCUUCAUCAUUGCAAAAUCGAGAGUUGAGGGAUGUUGAAAAAUUCAAAAACUUCAUACCAGAUGGCAUUGUGAAGAGUGAUGUUGCUAGUGAGGAUUAUGACAAGGAGGAAAUGGAAUAUGGUGGGAUGAGUCAUUCCAAGGAGGAGAACCGGGAUCGUCGAGAUUCCAGAGAGGGCAGUUCUUCUAGUGAUGUGGAAGCCGUUGAUGUCAUCAACAAUGUCACCAACGUCAAUAACAUCUCUAAUAAGAAGAACAAUGUCUUUGACAAAAAUAACAUCGGUAGUGAAAACAUCAACAACGACAACACUAAUUACAACAAUGACUUUACUAACAACAACAUUUCUAGUUUCAGUGAUAACGACAGGAGCAAUAGCAACAGCUCCACUAUGGUUAACAAUAAUAACCUUAUAAACAAUAACAACACACAACACUACAACAACAACAUCAACAACAUCAACAACAACAUCAACAACAACAACAACAUCAACCACAACAUCAACAACAAUGCAGCAACAACAUUGGCAGCAAACACAUCAACUACACCAAAAGUUGGCGAACUAGAAAUUUCAUCAACAACAACAGCCACGACAACAUCAACAACAAUACCGCCAUCGUUAUCAUCAGCGACAACGGCGUCUGCAGCAUUAGAAACAUCAUCUUUAACAUUGUUGUCAACGACAGCAUCUACUGAAGCGACAACAUCGACGACAACAUCAACAACAACUACAACAUCAAUGCCAUGGUCUGUUUCAGCAGGCAACACAACAAUAUUGAGACAUCCAAACAACAACAUUACGUUGUACGCAAGCAUUUCGGUGCAUGGAGUUAAUGUUAGCGCAGAUGAUUACAAGUUUCAGUGGAUGAUGGUUUCGUCGUCACCGCCCAACCAGCAGUCGGGCCAGAUGAUUGACAUGAGUACAUCAUCACUCAAGCUCAUCACGUUACAAGUGGGCAACUACACAUUCAAAGUGACUGCAAUGAAAGAACAAGAUGCGAGGGAAGCUCUCGUCCAUGUUGUUGUUCUACCACGUUAG
Helobdella robusta is the source of this 1083-nucleotide messenger RNA. RefSeq lists its product as hypothetical. The record is from RefSeq and is a predicted model, not a curated record. The transcript has 6 exons. Lineage: Eukaryota; Metazoa; Annelida; Clitellata; Rhynchobdellida; Glossiphoniidae. The coding region runs from base 1 to 1083 and encodes 360 amino acids.